Anopheles bellator is the source of this 5031-nucleotide messenger RNA. It is a transcript of the gene AdamTS-A, whose product is annotated as A disintegrin and metalloproteinase with thrombospondin motifs 9. Bases 1 to 5031 code for a protein of 1676 amino acids. The record is from RefSeq and is a predicted model, not a curated record. Gene Ontology annotation, cellular component: extracellular matrix. Lineage: Eukaryota; Metazoa; Arthropoda; Insecta; Diptera; Culicidae. The transcript has 22 exons. Gene Ontology annotation, biological process: extracellular matrix organization; proteolysis. Gene Ontology annotation, molecular function: zinc ion binding; metalloendopeptidase activity.
AUGAACCAAUUUUCCGCCCAUCCUGAUCCCUUUCUCGACCCACAACAUUUGAGAGCAGGAGCAUCGACGGUUACCUUGCGGUUACCUCAGUCCAACGGUAGCGAUAGCAGCAGUAGAACAGUAUCAUCAGUAUCUGAUGGGAGCACUAGUACCAAUAGUAUUAUUAGCGUUAAUGUAGGCAAAGACGCAUCAAUCGAACUAAUUAAUGUUACAAAAGUGUCCAUGCUGCCCCUGCAUGACGAUGAUCUGCUGUACGAAUCGAAGGCAGAUUUUUCCGAUGGUCAGCGGUGGCCAUCCAACAUGCACCGGACGAGUGUGUUUCGGAGUAUAUCAUCCAAAAUCUGGGAUCCCCAUCCCGAGUACAUUCUGUACGCGUUCGGCCACAACAUGCACUUGAAGCUGUGGCACGACGAUGAAUUUAUAACGAAGGAUAUGAAGGUGACUCACAUUUGGCCGAAUGAAACGCUACGCAAGGAGGAGGACCACAUCGAGAGCAAGAUGCUGCAGGCCUGCUACUACAAAGGUGUCGUCGUGGGAGAUGAAUCAUCCUCCGUUCAAGUUUCGCUGUGCGAUGGCAUGCUUGGACACAUCAGUACCCUGAACGGGACCUUUUUCAUCGAACCGGCCGAGAGCGUUUCAAGCAACAACAACAACGUUCUGCACCGUAUCCAGCGGUACUUGACGGACAAGCUUGGUUCGAGCACGGACGCUCGAUUGCAGAUCGACCGCCUUGGAAUUGCGCCGGAAGACUGUGCCGUUCACACAGAACAUGAAAUCGCCGCAGGACGGGAGCUGGACGUCAACCGCACGCUGGCCGGCCAUUGGGGGCCGCACAGGAGCAGACGCAGCGCGCCGCACUUCACGAACGACGAGUACACGAUCGAGGUGCUGGUGGCGGUCGAUAACAAGAUGCAGCGAUACCACGGUGGGGCCCUCAAGUCCUACGUCCUGACACUGAUGUCCAUCGUUUCCAGUGUGUACGCCGACGCCAGCAUUGGGAACUGGAUCAAGAUAGCCGUGUCGCACAUAAUGUACAUCCAUCAGGACCUCGCCGCGCAGAACAAGUCGCUGGAGAACGGGUUGGACGGAGUUUCCGCGUCCCAAAUGCUGCAGGACUUCUGUCGCCUGAAGCAGACCACCAACUUCCACCACGACGUGGCGCUGAUACUGACCCGCGAGCAGAUCUGCCGUGAACCGUCGACCAACAACUGCGACACACUCGGGCUGGCCGAGCUCGGCACGAUCUGUCGGCCGACGGCGUGCGCCAUCGUGCAGGACAAUGGUCUGUCGGCUUCCUUCACCAUCGCACACGAGCUGGGCCACGUAUUAGGAAUGCCGCACGACGACGACAACCGGUGUCAGCGGUUUCGCGGCAACUCGGUCGGAAACGAUCGCAUAAUGUCACGUACGAUCGACCACAACACGCACCCCUGGCAGUGGUCCAGCUGCUCCCGCCACAUACUCACCGAGUACCUCGAAAAAAACCCGAACAACUGUCUGCUGAACCACCCGACCAAGGAUCUGAUCGAUCCGACCGAGAUGGACUCGAAGCUGGCGGGCGAAAAGUUUACCAACAACAAGCAGUGCGAGCUGGUGUUCGGCCACGGCUACAAGAUCUGCUCGUACAUGCCGGUCUGCACCAGGCUGUGGUGUAGCCUGGAGGACGAGAUGCUCGGCUGCAAGACGCAGCACAUGCCGUGGGCGGACGGUACGGAGUGCAGCGACGGUCACUGGUGCCAGAAAGGCCAGUGCGUCCCGAUCGAUCGGACUGUGCUUCAACCGCAAAACGGUGGCUGGAGCCACUGGAGCGCGUUCGGCCACUGUUCCCGUAGCUGUGGUGGAGGCGUUCAGAAUCGGACCCGCGAGUGCGAUUCGCCGAAGCCGAAAAAUGGGGGAAAAUUCUGCGCCGGCCUGCGGAUCGACUAUCGCACGUGCAACACGCAGCCCUGUCCCGAUUCGCGGUACAACUUCCGCGAGGAGCAGUGCCACGAGCACGACGGCCAGACCUUUGACGUGGCCGACCUGAAGAAGAACGUACAGUGGAUACCGAAGUACGGUACGAAGGCCGAGGACCACUGCAAGCUGCACUGUCGCGUCCGCGCAAAGGACGUCAAUAUGUACUUUAUGCUGCGCGAGAAGGUGAUCGAUGGGACGCCCUGUACCUUCCCGGAGGAUAGCUUCGACAUGUGCAUCAACGGCCAGUGUCGGAAGGCCGGUUGUGACUACGUGCUCGACUCGGACGCGAAGCUGGACCGCUGUGGCGUGUGCAACGGGGACAACUCCACCUGCCGGGAGGUGCACGGGUACCUGCCGCUGGGGAAACUGAACAAGCACCACAAGCAACCGUACGACAAUCUGAAAGAGUUCAACAUCCCAAAGGGAGCGACCAACAUCAACAUCACCCACGAAGGCUACAGCAAGGACACGUGCGACAACGACUCCAUCUUCAACGAUCCGAAACAUCCGCCGUCACACGCGAGCAAACAUCGGCUUGCUGCGGGCGUCCGGUUGGAGUACAGCACGCUCGGUAACCACGUGGAGCGGAUCACGUCCGCCUUCGGGCGCCCGCUGCGGGAGAAGCUCACCGUGAAGCUGUUCUACAAGACGCACCACUACAAGCACCAUCAUCACCACGGGCAGGUGGUGUACAGCUACCUGAUACCGAGCCACCCGUUGGCCAAUGUGCUCCCGGGACACCGGGAAGCUAUCGCUCCGCAGCAGCACCACCAAUCGGAUCAUUCACACCACUCGCCGCAACAUCACCGGGAUCACCUUUCGCUGCAGAACUCGAACAAGUUGCAGCGGGCACCACAGCGACCACACGUCGCGGAACUGUCCUACCGGUGGGAGAUGUCCUCGUGGAUGGACUGCGAUCAGGCUUGCUCGGGGAAGAAGCGACGGACGGCCGCUUGCUACAACGCCGACACCGGCCAGGAGGUGGCACCGGAGAACUGCAACGAAACGGUCAAACCGCAAGAUCUGUACGAACCGUGCAAUACGGAGUGUAAAUUCUACUGGGAAGCGGGCCGGACGGAGUGCUCGAAAGCGUGCGGCGAAGGCUUGAAACAGACCGAGUAUCUGUGCGUCCGGAAGCACCUGGAAUCGCUCCAGCAGGACUACGUGGACGCGGCGCUAUGCGCCGGUAUCCAGAAACCGAUGAGCGCCCGGGAACAGUGCGAAGGAUCGUGCAAGGAAGCGGUCUGGUCGUACUCGCCAUGGACUACGUGUUCCUGUACCGACAGAACUCAGAACCGCUCUGCGACGUGUCUUUCCGAGCCGAACGGUUUUCAGAUCGAUGACUCGUACUGCGCAGUGAAGGAGCGCAAGGACGACGUGCAGACCUGCAACCGCAGCGACUGUCCCCGGUGGAUUACGGACAAUCUAACGCCGUGUUCGGUGACCUGCGGCGAAGGCCAACGGGCGUACGCACUGCAGUGUAAGCUUAACAAUGUGACCGUCAAUGCUGCUUUGUGUGGUGCCCGUCCAGUAGCGGUCAUCGUCAACUGUACCAUGCCACCGUGCGAGUCAAAGUUAAUGCAUAACACACAAUACUCGCUAAAGCAGCAAAUGAAAAGUGUAGACUACCAACCGAGCUACCGGUGGCAGUGCAGUGCCGAGUGCGGCGGGGGCUUUAAGAAGCGUCUCGUCCGCUGCCUGUCCAACACCGGUCAGGUGAUGGACGAUCGUUACUGUGUUACCCGCAACAGUUCCAAGCCGGUCCAACGGUAUGAUUGCCCCAACGUUCGGUGUCCCGUUUGGUCCUUCGGCCAGUGGAGUCAGUGUAAUGAACAAUGCAAACGCUCCCGUCAGGUCCUCUGUCAGGAUCAUCGCGGCCAAGCAAGUGACCAAUGCGAGACGACACUGAAACCGCCCGCCGUAGAGUCGUGUUGCAAAUUUAAAUGGACAAUGACCUGCGCCGGAAGAUGCGAUCCAAACGGACGGCGCACGCCGCAGUUCAUCUGCAAGCGUGUGUUUCCGAAGUCACAGGACAAUGAAAAGCCCAUCAAAGCUGGCCGCAAGGUCGACGCGAAAUACUGUGCCAACGCUGCAAAGCCGUCACCGAGCAAGCCGAAGAAAUCGUGUAACAAACCCUGUCCGUUCCGUUGGAAGACCUCACCCUGGUCCAAGUGCUCGGCGGGCUGCGGCCACGGAUGGACCGUGCGGAACGUGACCUGCACCGACGGCCGUACGAUAGCGCCGAAAAGGUGCAACGCGAAGCUGAAGCCACUGAACACGAAAAACUGCGAAGCUUACACCCACUGCAGCUGGCGAUCGAACCGAUGCAACUGCAAGGGUAAACAGAGCCGCUCUGUCAAGUGCUACGACGACCUGCUAAAGGUCGAAGCGAACCGUUGCCCGGACCACCUGCGCCCGAAGAACUACACAGACUGCACACCUCCAGCCCACUGCCGGAAUCGCGCCAGCCGACAACCUGCCAUACCGUUCCGGAGCUGCAAGGAUGCCAGGCGCAGGCAUCGCACUGAUGGGGAGUACAUGAUGCAACUCCGCGGAACGAGCGUCCGAAUCUACUGCCACGGCAUGGGCACAGCCACACCGCUCGAGUACCUGACACUGGCCGCCGGACUCACCGAGAACUAUGCCAUCUACAUCAACCGGCGGGCGGCCGAUGCGAACAAGUGUCAAACUUCGUCGCGAGACUACACGGACGAGAGCGUCAACUACGGUGCGACGCACUACCGGAAAGUUCGCAUCGACCUGGGCACGAUGCGGGUGCUGACCGACGACUUCCAGUUCACGAACAGCUCGGGCAAGAAGCAGCCAUUCGGUUCCGCCGGCGACUGCUACAGCAACACGGGCCACUGCCCGCAGGGUGACUUCGCCAUCAAUCUCGAGGGCACUCCGUUCCGGAUAAGGCCACGGACCGUGUGGAAAACGGACGGCGUACACUCGGUGAUGAAGUUCCUCGUAGCGCUACAACCGCCCUACAAAAAGGUCCGGGCACUCUGCGGUGGCUACUGUGGGAGCUGCUCUGUGUCGCCGGACACGCACCUCUAUCUGGAGCUGGUGUAG